Molecule: messenger RNA, 1090 nt
Organism: Fusarium vanettenii 77-13-4
Lineage: Eukaryota; Fungi; Ascomycota; Sordariomycetes; Hypocreales; Nectriaceae
Exons: 4
Coding region: 150-656 (168 amino acids)
Source: RefSeq, a predicted model, not a curated record
UUUAAACUCCUCCAACCUUGGUACUUACGUAUUGGACGCUAGCUGCACACUACACCACAUUCCCUUGAUUCCAGCCCCUCCAACGCCUUCUUCAACCUUUCAGCAUCACUCAACGUCACUGCAAUCAACUUUACAGCAAGAAAAUCACAAUGUCUACUCAAGACAAGGCUCAACAGUACCUCGGUCAGCUCGACCGUGAGCUCUCCAAGUACCCCGCCCUUAACAAUCUCGAGAAGACGUCGGGCGUCCCCAAGGCCUACGCCGCCAUCGGCUUUGGCGCUCUCUACUUUUUCCUCAUUAUCUUCAACCUGGGCGGCCAGCUCCUGACCAACUUUGCUGGUUUCGUCAUUCCCGGCUACUACUCGCUGGCCGCUCUCUUCACUGCCAACAAGGAGGAUGACACUCAGUGGCUGACUUAUUGGGUCGUUUUCUCCUUCUUCACCGUGCUCGAGAGCUUCGUCCAGGUUGUCCACUGGUUCCCCUUCUACUACGUCUUCAAGUUCAUCUUCCUCCUCUGGCUCUCUCUCCCUGCUUUCCGGGGCGCUGAGCUUCUUUUCCGAUCUUUCCUGGCCCCUACCCUCGGCCGAUACUUCCAGUCUGCCUCUACUGCCUCUGGCCUUCGCGCCAAGGCCGACGGUCUGGACAAGACCGAAUAAGCGGCCAUCGAGGUGCAGCUUGGUCGCAAAGCCAACCGGCGCAUCCGCGCGACCCGGGCCAAGUUGCUACGCUUUUAAUGAGAACAGAACCAUAUCAUUCCGAAUGAUUGGUAACGAGUGAGGUCCGGCACGAGGUGCUUCACGACGAGAGGAGGGAGGACGGCACACAAGCACGAAACGCAACGGGCGUUUCAGCAUGGAGGAUGGGUUCAUGUGGUAUGACUUUGUGCGUGUAAUGUAUGCUAUGCUGUUGCGAUGGACUUUUCUUAGAGGGCUGCUGCUUGAGGCUUCAUGAGAACACGUUUCGCGAUUACGUCUUUUUCAACAGCUCCACAUGGUUGUCUCUGUGGCCUGGGUCCGACAGCGAUUUCCGGGGCAAGGGCUUCUGCAGCAGUGACAAUGGCAAGCAGCAAAUCUGCAGUACUGAUACCGUG